AGGCGACCCGGAGAGAGCUAGUCAUUUUGGAGAGCACAAAGCCAGCGAGGAACUCCUCAGUUCACUUCAACUGAUAUUUAUUUAUUUAUCUAUUUAUUCUGAGCCUUGCUUUGGGAUGAACAGACUGCUUCUGAACUUUUUCUGGGUGGCAGCAUUCAGCGCACUCCUGUCAGCGCCGGGGCUCCGGGCUUCUCCAGUGGUUGGGCAGGAACCGAUCCGCUGCGUCCCGUGCUCCCCGGAGCGGCUGGCCGAGUGUCCAGCGGUGGAUGCCGGCUGUGAGGAGGUGCUUCGAGAGCCGGGCUGCGGCUGCUGCCUCGCCUGUGCGUUGAAGAGAGGUGACUCGUGCGGGAUCUACACUGCGCCCUGCGGCUCGGGGCUCCGUUGCUUGCCCAAACCUGGAGAAGCCCGGCCCCUGCACGCGCUCACCCGAGGACAGGCGGUGUGCACCGAUAACCCCGAGCCUGAUCAGAACCAAAGCGACAACACGCCAGAUCAGCCGGAGUCACACAACGGGCCAACCGCAGUGAAUGAAGGCGGCUCAGCGGUGUUCGUGCCCGGCCACGGCAAGCCCUUCGACCCGAGGGUCAUCGCUGCUAAAGAGAGCAUGAAGGCCAAAAUCAACGCAAUACGCAAUAAACUCAUACAACAGGGUCCUUGUCAUAUUGACCUGCAGACAGCCCUUGACAAGAUCACUAAAUCACAGCAGAAACUGGGAGACAAAAUGACCAGAUUCUACCUUCCAAAUUGUGACAAACACGGUCGCUACAAAGUCAAGCAGUGUGAAUCAUCUCUGGAUGGUCAGAGGGGGAAGUGUUGGUGUGUGUCAUCCUGGAACGGGAAGAAGAUUCCUGGAUCAAGUGACCUGCCAGCAGAUGCCGAGUGUCCCGAGGAACUCAACCACUAAUCUGUCUCACACACACACACACACACACACAUGCUGGAGGAUCUGAAGUGCUCAACCACUGAUCUCUCUCUCACACACAUACAUAUUAUACCACUGAUUUUUAUCAUUAUAUAUUUUUUAAAAUAUCUUAGUAUUUAUUUAUUAUUAGUGGUGGUAUUUAAUUCAGGUACACUGUUUUUGAUUGGUAAACUCCCAAAA
Carassius auratus (goldfish) is the source of this 1102-nucleotide messenger RNA. RefSeq names its product insulin-like growth factor-binding protein 1. Gene Ontology annotation, biological process: regulation of insulin-like growth factor receptor signaling pathway. Gene Ontology annotation, cellular component: extracellular region. The coding region runs from base 116 to 904 and encodes 262 amino acids. The record is from RefSeq and is a predicted model, not a curated record. Gene Ontology annotation, molecular function: insulin-like growth factor I binding; insulin-like growth factor II binding. The transcript is spliced from 4 exons. NCBI's taxonomy places the organism in Eukaryota, Metazoa, Chordata, Actinopteri, Cypriniformes, Cyprinidae.